This is a messenger RNA of Solanum stenotomum, 496 nucleotides long. RefSeq names its product TMV resistance protein N-like. The record is from RefSeq and is a predicted model, not a curated record. The transcript has a single exon. Bases 14 to 496 code for a protein of 160 amino acids. Lineage: Eukaryota; Viridiplantae; Streptophyta; Magnoliopsida; Solanales; Solanaceae. Gene Ontology annotation, biological process: signal transduction.
UUCUUCAACAAUAAUGUCUCACACUUUUUCUUCUGAAAUUCACAAGUACGAUGCAUUUCUGAGUUUUAGAGGUGAAGAUACACGAAGAACAUUCGUGAGUCAUCUCUAUAACGCUUUAGUACAAGGAAGAAUUGAUGUUUUCAAAGACGAUGAGCGUCUAGAAAUCGGAAAAUCAAUUUCUGACGAACUACCAAAAGCUAUAGAAGAGUCUAAAUUUGCUAUAGUGAUAUUUUCUGAAAGCUAUGCAUCAUCAAAAUGGUGUUUAGACGAGCUUGCACACAUCAUAAAGUGUCGAAAGGAAUUGGACCAAAUCGUAAUUCCUAUUUUCUAUAAUGUGGAUCCAUCAGAUGUGCGUCAUCAAACUCAAACUUUUGCUGAGUCUUUUUCCCAACAUGAGGAAAAAUACAAAGACGAUAUCGAGAAGAUUCAAAGAUGGAGGGAUGCAUUUGCGGAGUCUGGGAAAAUAUCAGGGUAUCAUUUGCAAAAUUACAAGUAA